AUGGUCAAGUCCUACCUGAAGUAUGAACAUGCGAAAUCCUUCGGUGUCGUAACCUCCAGUACUUCCAAUAUCCUCUGGACCUCGAAAGAUGGAUCCAGCACCAGUGCAGGCCAGGCAGUCGUUGCUGCCAACGAAGAGGUCAUAUGCUGGGAUAUCAAGACCGGCGACAUUCUCAAUCGUUGGAGAGACUCGAAAUGUUCCGCGCAAGUUACCGCUAUUGCGCAAAGCAAGGUCGACAAGGACGUUUUCGCCGUCGGAUACGAUGAUGGUAGUAUUCGGCUAUGGGACAAGUAUGCGACCACCAUUGUGAGCUUCAACGGACAUCGCUCAGCCAUCACGACACUUGCCUUCGAUCGCUCCGGCGUCCGCCUUGCGAGUGGCUCCCGAGACACCGAUGUCAUCAUCUGGGAUCUGGUGGCCGAAGUUGGACAAUACAAGCUGAGAGGGCACAAGGACCAGAUAACGGGGCUGCAGUUCGUCGAGCCGCAAGAGGAGGUUUCCGAGGAAGAUGGCUCUCAGGCCAUGGUUCUCGACGGUGCACAGGAUCCGUCUGAAGGCUUCCUCCUGACCACAGGGAAGGACGCUCUGAUAAAGCUGUGGGACCUGGGCUCGAGACAUUGCAUCGAAACCCACAUAGCCCAGACGAACGGCGAAUGCUGGGCAUUGGGACUUUCUCCGGACUACAGCGGGUGUAUUACUGCCGGAAACGCCGGCGAGCUCAAGGUUUGGGCUCUCGAUGCAACAGCACUAGCUGCAUCGCGCCAUCAAGUUGAUAUGGCAGCGAACAGGCAGUAUCUGAAGGACCGCGGGACACUGUUUCGACAGGGUAAGGACAAGGCAACCGAGAUUAUCUUCCAUCCCAAGCGAGAUUACUUCGUCGUCCACGGAUCAGAGAAGUCGGCGGAAAUUUGGAGGAUACGGUCCGAAUCUGAAAUCAAAAAGAGCAUGGCCCGCAAAAAGAAGAGAAGACGAGAGAAACUCGCGCAGAAGAAGGUGCGCCAGGUGGAUGGCGAAGCCGAGUUGGAUGGGGAGGACGAGCAAGAGGAGGAUGCUACCAGUGCCGAUGUGACGGAUGCUUUUGCGCAACAUCUCAUCAUCAGGACAGGUGGAAAGACCAAGUCAAUCGACUGGGCUGACACCCACGGCAAGAAGAGGCUUCAGCUACUGGUCAGCACUACGAACAAUCAACUGGAGCUAUACAACAUACCGCUGAAACAGAAGAGCUCAAAGUCGAAGGAAGAGGAGGUUCCGGACUACGAGCGAGCGUUGUCAGUUGAGAUGCCAGGCCACCGAGCAGAUAUUCGAUCGCUAGCCUUGAGCUCUGACGACAGGCUGCUCGCCUCAGCAUCCAAUGGUAGCCUCAAGAUUUGGUCAAUCUUGACGCAGAAAUGUGCCAAGACGUUGGAGUGCGGGUAUGCGCUGUGCUGCUCAUUCCUGCCCGGAGACAAGCUUGUUGUUAUUGGCACGAAGAGUGGCGAGAUUGAACUAUUCGAGGUGUCGACAGGGAAUCGGCUCGACAGCGAAGUUGCUCACGAGGGCGCAAUAUGGUCUUUACAAGUUCACCCGGACGGCAGGUCGAUCGUUUCGGGAAGCGCAGACAAGUCUGUCAAACUCUGGAAAGUCCACGUUGUCCAGGAGCCAGUCCUUGGGACAACCCGAACAACAGCGCGCCUCAAACUUACACACUCGAGGACAUUGAAGGUGACGGAUGAUAUUCUCAGCCUCAAGUUCUCACCCGACGCCAAAUAUCUAGCCGUUGCUCUGUUAGAUAGCACGGUGAAGGUGUUUUUCACAGACUCCUUGAAGUUAUAUCUGAAUCUCUACGGUCAUAAGCUUCCUGUCUUGGACAUGGACAUAUCGUACGACAACAAGUUGAUUGUCACUUGUUCGGCAGACAAGACUGUCAGGAUAUGGGGUAUGGACUUUGGUGAUUGCCACAAAGCAAUCAUCGCUCAUCAGGACAGUAUCCUGCAAGUCAAGUUCGUGCCGAAUAAUCAUGAAGGCAAUGGUCAUCAUUUUUUCAGUGCCAGCAAGGACCGAACAGUCAAGUAUUGGGACGGCGACAAGUUUGAACAAAUUCAGCGAUUGGACGGCCACCACGGAGAAAUUUGGGCGUUGGCCAUCAGCCAAAGCAGCGAGCCGGCAUUUAUUGUCAGUGCCAGUCACGACAAGAGCAUUCGAGUCUGGCACGAGACAGACGAACAGAUUUUCCUCGAGGAAGAAAGGGAAAAGGAAAUCGAAGAACUGUACGAGACAACAUUGACCAGCUCCUUGGAUCAAGACCCCGACGACGAGCAGAAUGGAGAGGUGGCAGCCGCUACCAAGCAGACCUCGGAAACAUUAAAUCACGGCGAGCGGAUUGCCGAAGCUUUGGAACUCGGCAUGGCCGACUUGCACCUGAUGAAAGAGUACGAAGAGGUGAAAGCGGCCAACCCCCAUCCUGGCCCACCUCAGCGCGACCCGAUGUUCUUGGCUCACAACGGAAUAUCAGCUGAGGAGUACGUUAUGAAGGUUCUCCAAAAGCCCGCAGCAUCUGCCCUGAACGAUGCAUUGCUUGUCCUGCCCUUUGCGACAGUCCCGAUGCUCUUUACGUUCCUCAACAUUUUCGCCAUGAGGUCCAUGAACAUCCCCCUCACAUGUCGGAUCUUGUUCUUCAUGCUGAAGACACAUCACCGGCAAAUCGUGGCUAGCAGGACAAUGAGGGCCAUGCUGGAUGGUAUCAAGACAAAUCUUCGGAAGGUGCUCAAACGGCAGAAGGAUGAGAUGGGCUACAACAUAGCAGCCCUGAAGGUGGCCGGGAUGCAGAUCCAGGAGAAGAGUGUCAAGGAGUAUGUGGACGAGAACUGGGACGAUGGCAACGACAGCCAGAACGUCAAGAAACGGGCUUUCGUGUAUGUGUCAUGA
Molecule: messenger RNA, 2904 nt
Organism: Anthostomella pinea
Lineage: Eukaryota; Fungi; Ascomycota; Sordariomycetes; Xylariales; Xylariaceae
Source: the annotation of a GenBank genome assembly